CUGCGGCUAACAGAACAGUUUGCUUUUACCUGUGAACGUGUAACGAAGUCGUAACCAAAUUGAACGGACGGAACGUUGACAUCUUUCUGUGGAGAAGUGUAAAAAACCCAACAACAACAACAUAAAAAGGCUGAAGCGAAAAAAAAUUACAAAAUAAAACGAGAGCGCUUAAAAGAAGUGGCAACGGAAUAUACAUACAUGCAUGUGUAGAAGAUUUAUUUAAAGUGUGUGUGCGAAAGUAUUUGUGUAAAUAUCGUAGAGUCUCCACAGGCCCCCCAUCCCCGUUUCUUGUUUAUAACAAUAUCAGCAGGCUUAGUGUGAUUUUUUAGCAAAGAAAUUAUUUUAACAAAGAUAUACAAAAAUGAUUUAAAUAAAAAUGGCAAAAGUGGAAUUUUAGAGAAAAAAAUAAAUAUUAAAUAGAAGUCGUGAUAAGUUAGAAAAAAUAAAUGCAGUAGAGAAAAUAUUUUACAAAAAGUUAAAGUUUAAAGGAGAAAUAACAAAAUAAAGAAUACCAGAAAAUAAACAAACCACAAUUGCAAAACUCCAAGGAGAGAGAGAAAGAUAAAGCGAUACAGAGAACAACAGAAAUUUGGAUUAAACGUCAAACAGGAAUUGCCAAGAAAUAUAUAGAGAAAGAAAAACAACAAUGCAGCUUUAAGGAGCAAACCAAAAAACAAUUGUGAUGCUUGCCAUGGCUUAGAGUCAGCUUAACUGCCCAACACAGCAACAACAACACCGAUACCAACAACAGCAGCACCCAUCCAGCUAGCUUUACUGCCUUGACAUUAUGUCACAUCAAACAGCCAGACGUUCACAGGCUCCGACAAGCCUUGAAUGUCCACUGGCCUCGUUGGGCCGCAACAGUGCUGCCGUUAUGGAUAGCCUAAAUGGUUUGCAUCAGCCCACAUUUCAUCACCCACUUAGCUCGAGUCCCUUGGAUCCUCAGGUCUAUCAAAUGUCACGAAAAUCCCCCAAUCUGAGCAUUGAUACCGACACCGAGCCGAUAUAUCACAGCAAUGCCAAUAAUGCCACAGAAGACACCGUUGAUGGUCUGGUGGAGACGCCGAACACAAAUGGCAAUCCGAACAGUUCGAACAGCAAUCCACCACAAACGGGUGCACCGCCACCACCAAAUCCGCUAUACAACCUAUCAAGAUCUUCGUCACAAAGUUCCCUGGAUCAUCCGAUACAACCCAUACAACAUAAGGCAGCCACCUUUGAGUUACGCUCCAGUCGGGGUCACACGCUGAAUGGCAAUGCCUCGGUACUGCCCUCCUCGGCGUCGGUGGGUCGUACCGCACAACAGCAGCAACGUGCCAAUUUAUGUCUGCCACCCAAUGCCACGACGGCUGGCAAUGGAGCCACCAACCAACAGCAAAGAAACUUCUUGGCAUUGGAGCACUUGAUGCAAUACGGACGCCAUGAACGUGGACCCAGUGCCUAUGUUUUGCACAGCAACAGUGGCGAUACGGAAGAUUCCAGUGAUGCUGCCCCAGGAGUGGGGCCGAAUGCGAGUACAAAUCGUUUGGUACGCCACCAGGGCGGGAGGGCCAGUGCGGCCACCGUCAACACCAAUGGAACGGGUAGGAACUCCCAAUAUUAUUUGGACAAGAAAAUGGAAUCGCUGUAUUUAGGAAGUGCCAUACGGGGGUUACCCCUGGGGUCAGAGGCUAGCAAUUAUCAAAGUGAACGUUAUUAUCUGGAGGAUGGACUGCGGAGCAUGUGUAAUUUCAGCGAUGACAAUGAGCGGCUGCAAGAUCCCCACCUAAUACAUCAUCGCGCCUCCAGUCCCAGCGAAACAUCCGGCUCGGAUCGUUACCUCUUGAAUCGCACCAAUUCUCCCGCCAAUGCCUUCAGUUCAUCAAAUCGUCUGGAUAAUUUUUCCAGUUCGAAUAACAACACCUCAUCGUCGUCGAAUUUGGCCUUGGAUCAGCGGUAUCAUCAUACCAAAGUGAAAAGUCUAUCGGACGGCCUGUGUAAUCUGGGGAGAUUUUCACCUAGUCUAGAUCAGGGUUAUGCCACACUGGUGUCACCCUCACCGACAGGACAUCAUCCGAAUACGAUUACCACCCAUGGAAUUGUACAUCAUCCCCCACCGGCUGCCAUGUCAGCGGCAGCGGCCAUAGUACGGCGACAUGUGGAGACCGGUCCUCCACCAUGGUCGAAAAAGGGUCCUCUGCGCUCCGGGCCCUAUUUUGAUCGUCUACCCGAUGAAGCAAUUUUGAAAAUAUUCCAAUGGUUCGACAGCUGUGAACUGUGCAACUUGGCCAGAGUGUGUCGACGUUUUGAGCAACUGGCCUGGCGUCCGGUUUUGUGGAAAGUGAUUUCCCUGAAAGGGGAGCAUUUGAACGGGGACAAAGCUUUGAAAAUGAUGUUUCGCCAGCUAUGCGGCCAGACAAGAAAUGGAUCUUGUCCCGAAGUGGAAAGGGUUAUGUUGGCCGAGGGUUGCCGCAUAUCGGAUAAGGGUCUGCAGCUGCUGACACGCCGUUGCCCAGAGCUGACACAUUUACAGCUGCAAACGUGUGUCAAUGUCUCAAAUCAGGCCCUCAUUGAUGUUCUAACCAAAUGUACAAAUGUCCAGCAUUUAGAUGUGACAGGUUGCACCCAAAUUAACACCAUAACACCCAAUCCAAAUCUGGAGCCACCACGAAGAUUGUUGCUGCAAUAUUUGGAUUUAACCGACUGCACUGCCAUAGAUGAUGUCGGCCUCAAGAUUGUGGUGAAAAAUUGCCCCCAAUUGGUUUAUCUUUAUCUAAGACGCUGCAUACAAAUUACAGAUGCAGGCCUCAAAUUCGUGCCAAGUUUUUGCAUAGCCCUCAAAGAGCUCAGCGUCUCGGAUUGUGUAAAUAUCACCGAUUUCGGGCUUUACGAACUGGCCAAAUUGGGCGCUGUGCUGCGUUACCUAUCGGUGGCGAAAUGUGAUCGAGUCUCCGAUGCUGGCCUUAAAGUCAUAGCAAGACGAUGCUAUAAGUUACGCUAUCUAAAUGCUCGUGGCUGUGAGGCAGUGAGUGAUGAUUCUAUUACAGUUUUGGCUAGAUCCUGUCCACGCCUGAGAGCACUUGAUAUUGGGAAAUGUGAUGUCAGUGAUGCUGGACUACGCGCCCUGGCCGAAAGUUGUCCGAACCUGAAGAAAUUGAGUUUACGCAAUUGUGAUAUGAUCACCGAUCGUGGAGUACAAUGCAUUGCCUACUACUGUCGGGGGCUGCAACAGUUGAAUAUUCAGGAUUGUCAAAUCUCCAUUGAGGGCUAUCGAGCGGUGAAGAAGUAUUGCAAGCGUUGUGUUAUUGAACACACCAAUCCGGGAUUUUGUUAAUAGGCGAAGGGGGGAAGAAGUUGAAUUUAAUCGAGUUAAGGAAUUGAGUGACCUACGUUUGUAAAUAUCUGAUUAAAAAUAUUAUAAUUGGCCAAAAUUUCCAAAUUAUUAAUGAAAUUUGUACAGUCGAACGCGGUUGGAGGGAGUUUUUGAAAAGUAUUUAAAAUUUUUUUGACAAAAUAGAGUACUGGGGUAGGAUUCCUGUUCUAUGACAAGAGGAAAUAAAAAAUAUUUUCUUUUCGUUUUCGUUUUAAACUUCUUUUAAUUUCACAUUUUCAUGGAACAAGAAUUGGGACCCUGACUAUAGUACCGUCAUAUAUAUGCUGUUCGUUAUGACCGUGUUCUACUGUAAAUUUAUUUUUGGAAUCCAUCAACAAUUAGCCAUAAAUAAAGAAUUAUUUUCUCUCUCUAUGUAAAUUAUUUAAAACAAUUGUAUAAAAUUAUGAAUAAAUUUAUAAACAAAAUUUUU
This is a messenger RNA of Musca domestica (house fly), 3782 nucleotides long. It is a transcript of the gene Fbxl7, whose product is annotated as F-box/LRR-repeat protein 7. Gene Ontology annotation, biological process: SCF-dependent proteasomal ubiquitin-dependent protein catabolic process. Gene Ontology annotation, molecular function: protein binding. The transcript is spliced from 6 exons. The record is from RefSeq and is a predicted model, not a curated record. Bases 788 to 3313 code for a protein of 841 amino acids. Gene Ontology annotation, cellular component: SCF ubiquitin ligase complex. NCBI's taxonomy places the organism in Eukaryota, Metazoa, Arthropoda, Insecta, Diptera, Muscidae.